AGAUAGACACAGGGGAAAAGAGGAGGUAGACAACCAAUCCUGCUGGUGCCUACUCUCUUUCAGCACCAAGGACAGAGCCUCUGGGCAGCCGACCCAAACAACGUUCAGUAGGGUCCCUCCCAAAUCCUCUAGGGAACACGGAUGCAUUGGGAAGCAGCUAUGAAACAUGCAGAGGUCUAACAGGGAAGCUGGGAGAAUAGCUCACAAGUAAUUUCACCUCAGAGACAAAAACCGAGGGUUUUCCUUCUGUUCCUUUCCAUAGUUUCUGUGUCCUGGGAAAGACAAAGUUUGCUUUGCUUGGGUUUAUCUGCUGUCAGUAAGUAGCUGCAGGAACUGAGGCACUAAAUUCCACAAUCUCCAUAAAUCAGAAGAAAUUUUCAGGAAACUCACUUGGGUCACACCCCUGCCUCUGGACUAUGGCACCUCUCAGCCAGCUAAGUGGCCACAUCAACUCCACCUGCGGGGCAGAGAACUCCACAGGUGCCAGCCGGGCUCGUGCACAUGCUUACUAUGCCCUGUCCUACUGUGCGCUCAUCCUAGCCAUUAUCUUUGGCAACGGCCUGGUAUGUGUGGCUGUGCUGAGGGAGCGGGCCCUACAGACCACCACCAACUAUCUAGUGGUGAGCCUAGCUGUGGCUGACUUGCUGGUGGCCACCUUGGUGAUGCCUUGGGUGGUGUACCUGGAGGUGACAGGUGGAGUCUGGAAUUUCAGCCGCAUUUGCUGUGACGUUUUUGUCACCCUGGAUGUCAUGAUGUGUACAGCCAGCAUCCUGAACCUCUGUGCCAUCAGCAUAGACAGGUAUACCGCAGUGGUCAUGCCAGUUCACUACCAGCAUGGCACGGGGCAGAGUUCUUGUCGGCGUGUGGCCCUCAUGAUCACAGCCGUCUGGGUACUAGCUUUUGCUGUGUCCUGCCCUCUCCUCUUUGGCUUCAACACCACAGGGGACCCCAGUGUCUGCUCCAUCUCCAACCCUGAUUUUGUCAUCUACUCUUCAGUAGUGUCCUUCUAUGUGCCCUUUGGGGUGACUGUACUCGUCUAUGCCAGGAUCUAUGUGGUGCUGAGACAAAGGAGACGGAAACGGAUCCUCACUCGACAGAACAGUCAGUGCAUCAGCAUCAGGCCUGGCUUCCCUCAGCAGCCCCUCUCUCCUGGCCGGGCACACAUGGAGCUAAAACGCUACUACAGCAUCUGUCAAGAUACUGCUUUGAGGCAGCCAAACUUCCAAGAAGGAGAAGGAGAGCUGAAAAGGGAGGAGAGGAGUAGGGACUCUCUGAGCCCUGCCAUGGCACCCAAGCUCAGCUUAGAGGUUCGAAAACUCAGCAAUGGCAGGUUAUCAACAUCCCUGAAGCUGGGGCCCUUGCAACCUCGGGGAGUGCCACUUCGGGAGAAGAAGGCAACCCAGAUGGUGGCCAUUGUGCUUGGGGCCUUCAUUGUCUGCUGGCUGCCCUUCUUCUUGACUCAUGUUCUUAAUACCCACUGCCAAGCAUGCCAUGUGUCCCCAGAGCUUUACAGAGCUACCACAUGGCUGGGCUACGUCAACAGCGCCCUCAACCCGGUGAUCUAUACCACCUUCAAUAUGGAGUUCCGAAAAGCCUUCCUCAAGAUCCUGUCUUGCUAAAGGAAGAGAGGAGGCAGCAGCCCCUAGACCCACUCUAGCCUCCAGGCUAUUGGGCCCCU
This is a messenger RNA of Castor canadensis (American beaver), 1678 nucleotides long. NCBI's taxonomy places the organism in Eukaryota, Metazoa, Chordata, Mammalia, Rodentia, Castoridae. The record is from RefSeq and is a predicted model, not a curated record.